UCAUUUCAUACGUUAUUAUUAAGUAUACACUAUUUAACUUAUUUUUUUUACUAAUAAAUGCAUUUUAUUCGACUGUCAUUGCGACGGGGCGGUCGACGCUCGGACUCAUUCGGGCACACUCGGGCCCACUCGUGUCGUUUCAAUGCGAGCCGCUAGGGCUGUGACUAUAGUAAAUAGUGCGCUGUUUUUAUGUGCAAUUUUGUUAGUGUAUGACGCGACUAUUUUGAUGACGACGACUUUUGUGACGCAUUAAAAGCGAACCUAUUGAAAUAAUCGUUUAAUUUUAAAGCUUUAUGGUUGUUUUUAAUUUUAUUUUACAAUUUCGUUCUUUGAAGGACGCAGACACUGAGACAAAGAGAAUUAUAAUAUAUAUGCAAAUGAGAGAGAUGCAAUGGGUUUAUGUUUUUUUUCUUAUGAAAAGCAUAAAUUGCACAAAUGAAAACCCAAUUGGAGUAUAAUUAAACAUAAAAGCUAUCUUAUUUUUUUUUUCACCGCUCAAUUUAUUAGGUACUUUAUUUCAUAGCUCAAAUAUUUCGAAGUAAAUGCAGGCGAUUUAUAAUUUUUAACUUGUUGAUUGUUCUAUUAAAAUCACAAAUACCAUUUUUAGACGAUAUAAAACGUUUAUUUAGUAGCUUCUGAUAUUAGUGUGAUCAAACAAAUUCCUCAGCUUUAUAGAUUUAUCAGGUAUAAUUCUUAUAAAAAUCUAGGUGAAACCACAAUCGUAAGUGGAAACCCGAACACUGCUUGUCACUAUUUGUCAGUGUCACUCGACAGUUACAAAAUGAGAUUUUUGUUUACUAAAAUCGUAUUCUGCCGGUAUAAUAAUUAAAGUUUUAAAAUUAUUACUUUUUAAAAAUGGAUUUCACACCAGAAUUAUCAGCAUUUCAAGGUGUAAUUUUAUCGGCUGAUAAUGUUUACCCGUUUUCGAAACUCACUGAGAAAGGAGGAAAUGAAGAAAAAAUUACCUUUAUUAUUAAGAAUAUAUUGAAAUUUUUACAUGACAGAAAAUUUAUUGAUGAGGGUCUAAUAGAAAAAAUGAUACCACAAAUGCGAAAAUUUUCUUUGUACAUCAUUUUAAACGCGAAUUUACAAAUAUUAGACGAGUUGGUUAAUAAAGAAGAAAUAGAUUUGGUGAUUUGGACCAUUCCUACAAUACCCAAGUUACUAAUGUGCGAAUUCAUCUAUAACUUACAUAUGGAGCAAUUUCUGUAUGAGGUUAUUGCGUUUAGUUAUCCGCCACUCGGUAUGGAGGUCGCGGCGGCUUUCCUUGACCAUUUUAAAUAUUUCUCUCCAACAAAUUGUUUAGAUCAAUUGCAGAAAAUAUCAGUAGCUUCCUAUACUCUCAUUUGUAGACUACACUUAUUUAAUUUUGGAGAAAAUUAUUCAAAGAAUUUGACUAUUGCCAGCAGCAAUUUUCAACAAAGUGUCAAAUAUUUUACUGAUCCCCCAAACAGUGAAAAAUUAAGUACCCUUCGAAAAAAUGAUUUAUAUGAAUAUAAAGGUAGAUGUCUUACUUCUGCACUUCUGUUUGUUUAUGAAUGUUUAAGCCACUUCACUAGUAAACAUGGAAAUAAAUCAAACACUAUUGAUGAUUUGUACCAGCUGACAUAUCCUCAAGGAACUAUCAAAGAAGAUAUUACAGUUUAUAAUGUGAGUGACGCCUCUAAAGAAAUAUUAGAUCUCUUGAAUGAAUGUAAUGAAAUAAUGCUGGAUGCAUGCAAGCAACUUGUGAUGGAUGUUAGUGUUGAUAUUUUUUGUGCCUGGAGCGAAUUUGAAGAGAAUGGUAAAACUAUGCAGCAAUCAAUAGGAGAACUGUGCCAUAAGCUGCGGAUGAAACUGUUGAACAUUGAAAGCGUUUGUGAGAAUCCUUUAGUCAGUAUGAUCCAACAAAUAGCUAGAAAACCUGCUGAUAUAAAAGACUUGAUCAAUUCUACUGAUGUUGCAACUAUUAAAGAUAAAAUAAACAAUAAUAAUAAUGAGGAAUACAAAUUAUGGCUCCAAGCAUUAAUUAAUAGAGACCAGCUGUGCAACCACAUUGAAUUACUGGAUAUCAUAAAUUCAAAUCUAGAAAUUUAUAAUGAAGAGGAAUGUCAUAAAUUAUAUGAAGUUUUGAAAGGUAGCUCAGAAAAUAAAGAUUACACAGAACUGUUGGCUGUCAAAGUGUUUCAGAGGUGCAAUGUCACAGUAAAAUAUGAACUACUUGAUAAACAAUUUAGCAAGAACUGUUUUUAUGACAUGCAAACAUCAACAGAAUUCAACCAAAUGCUGAUUGAAAGAUUCAACAAACUUGUAAUUCAACCAGAUGCAGACCUCUCUGAUGUCUUAACAUUGUUUCUUCAAAGUCCGAGACAAGUUUACUCUAAACUCUUUAAUUUGGCUCUUGAAAAUCCACAACAAACAGACAUCAUGUUAAAAGUUGUGAAAUUACUUGAGAAAUAUUCAAAUCACUAUUAUGAGACUGAAAUGGAACCUUGCAUUAUAAAAGUUACACAAUCAAUUUUUGAACUUGAUUUGGCAACAGAUGUUAAACAAAACAACCUGAUUAAAUUUAUAUGUGGUUUGAAAGAUAUUGAUAUCAUCCCAGGAUCAAAGUUACUCCUUUUGCUUAUCAUGCCAAAUAUGCAUAAAGCCCUUUUAAAUAAGAAUAUUAACAGUUUAAACAUUCAAAUAAAGCUACUCAGUGCAGCUUAUAAUCUUGGAGAACUCAUGCAGUAUAGAGCUCCAAUACUGGCCAUGCUUGCUCAAGUAUUAGAUGUUGUUCGCUGGAAGAUACACACAUUUACUGCACAUUCACCAAUUGCUUUACAAAAUACAAUCACCUUACAGAAAUCACUGAUUGAUACCUACAACAACAUCGUACCUGAUAAUGAAGGUAUGUGGCUAAGAAAUAAACUGAAGAAAUCACAGCCAUUAAAUAUGUAUUAUUAUAGACAUUUGUGGAAUCCGCCAGGUAAUAAUUUUUUGGAAAUUAUCACUGGGAACAAUAUUACAAUCAACAUGGAACAGAUAACAAUAUGUUUAACACAGAUACUUUGUUCCUGCAAUCAAGAAGAGUGGUGUGAAAUAUGGGACAGCUUAUCAGUAUUAGAAGACUUGGAUAAACUGACAGUAUUCCAUGAAGCAAUCUUAGCAAUAUCCGUUGCAGAGAGCACAAAUAGCACUUACAACACAUGGCUGUGUCUACUGUAUUGUUGCAGAAAUUUUAUUUAUAUCAUCAGGUAUAAAUUCUUUAAAGAACCCUUGACAAAUAGUCACGUGUUAGCCGUCGUCACGAAAAUCGCCGCACUACCAGUAGUUAAAAAAGGCAAAAAUGAAGAUAUUGAAACAUUACUGCUGCCUUUGUUCUCAUAUUUAGCUGCGAGGAGGAACGACUACACAUUGGAUCUUAACUCUUGUAACCAUUUAAGGCAGAAAAAUCUUAUUAAUUUAUUGGACAAGAUAUUUGUCCGUACUGCUGUGUAAUAAGUGAAUAAAUCACUUCCAUACAA
Manduca sexta (tobacco hornworm) is the source of this 3488-nucleotide messenger RNA. RefSeq lists its product as uncharacterized. The coding region runs from base 856 to 3462 and encodes 868 amino acids. The record is from RefSeq and is a predicted model, not a curated record. The transcript is spliced from 5 exons. NCBI's taxonomy places the organism in Eukaryota, Metazoa, Arthropoda, Insecta, Lepidoptera, Sphingidae.